AUGCCUGCGGUCUCGCCUAGCCACACAUUCACUGGGUUCUCCCGUGCUGCCCUUUCCUGGCUUUAUAUGACCAGGACCAAUGGAUCAGAAGUCGUGAUUUCGCGGAGCCCUGACCCUUCCAUCUCGUCCGAGGCAACCCAGUCCAAAGUUGACCUACGCGUUCUCGGAGGGGUGGUUGGAGCGUUCUCUGGUCUCCUUUUGCUCGGCGGACUUCUUUUCUAUUGCCGAAGGCUGAGAAAUCAGGCUCGACCUCUAGGAGAGAAGGGUGCGGAGACGUCGUUCAAAUCCGGAGAUGGAUUACCCACUACUGGUAGCGCGCUAUCGGAGGAUGAAGUAGCGCCUGAAGCUCGAAGCCCUCGUCUAAGCUUAUUAGCUUCAAACCUUGACAACGCAUCCAUGUCCCAAUCUCGAAACCUCCGCCCGCAAACCAGGAAAAUUCCGACGACGGACAACGUUUGGCACUUGAUAGCUUCUUGCACAGGCGUAUUUGCUGUCGGUCUCAAUGACAGCGCAACGGGGGCCAACAUUCCAUCAAUCCAGAAGCACUAUGGACUAUCAUACGAGGUCGUUUCGCUCAUUUUCUUGGCGGGCGUCUCCGGUUACUUAGUCUCGUGUAUGCUUAAUCCCGUCCUUCAACACAGGAUAGGGACGUGCUGGAUACUCCUGAUCGCCGGAGUUUGCUAUGGGGGCGGCUCUCUCUUGAUCGCCUUUGCUCCACCAUUUCCCCUUGUAAUUGUCGGGCUUACCCUCGCAGGCCUGGGAGGCGGUUUCUGUGAUGCCUCUUUGACGAGUGUUGUCGCACACUUCGACAGCAAUCGUUUUAUGAAUAUGUUGUACGUUUUCUUCGGGGUUGGUGCUUUGUCAUCACCCUUUGUUAUUGGAGGGUUUCUCAAGGCUAAUAUUCCAUGGAACCGAUACUAUUGGCUCCAAUUCGCGUUCGAAGUGGUCAUGAUCGCCUUCCAUUUCAUCAUCUUCAGGAACUACGAAAUCCCAUGCGAAGAGGAACACAAGCGCACUACGGCGCGAGCCAAGUUUCGCCAAAUAUCCAAGAAGAGAAUCUUGUGGGUUGGAGUUGUUCUGAUUAUACUUGGCUUUGCGAUCGUCGAUACCCUGAGUAACUGGUUAACUUCAUAUCUUAUUGAAGUUAAGGGAUCCGAACCCGAUGUUUCGCGAUACCAGCUUUCCAUGCUAUGGGCAGGAAUGACGACUGGACGAUUAGUCUUUUCACUCCCAUACAUCCACAUCCCUGAGCGGAUUGGAAAUGCAAUCUUGCUCGCGCUUCUCUGCGGUGCAAUCGGGGUUCUAUGGGUAGCUAACACGGCCGCGUCGAACUGGGUCCUGAUUUUUCUCGCCGGGUUCUUCAUAGGUCCAAAUACACCUGCCAUUCUCUCCAUUGUUUCGUCUCGCGUCCCACCGAGUCUGAAGAGUACAGCGGUCUCAAUCAUCAUUGGAUCCGGGCUUGGUAUUGGCGCAACCCUCGGACCCCUCCUCUUCGGAGUUGCGGCGGAAAGAGUUUCUCCUGGGCUCCGGGUCCUUCCACCUGUGAUGCUUGUCCUCGCCCUCCUCUCCGCUCUCACAUUUUGGGCGAUCCCACCUCAGAAGAUAUUGUCCAAUAAUUAA
Molecule: messenger RNA, 1620 nt
Organism: Cyclocybe aegerita
Lineage: Eukaryota; Fungi; Basidiomycota; Agaricomycetes; Agaricales; Hemipholiotaceae
Source: the annotation of a GenBank genome assembly